Molecule: messenger RNA, 1505 nt
Organism: Liolophura sinensis
Lineage: Eukaryota; Metazoa; Mollusca; Polyplacophora; Chitonida; Chitonidae
Product: pantetheinase-like
Exons: 2
Coding region: 18-1505 (495 amino acids)
Molecular function (GO): hydrolase activity, acting on carbon-nitrogen (but not peptide) bonds, in linear amides
Source: RefSeq, a predicted model, not a curated record
UAUAAGGUAUUCUCACCAUGAGGUUUCUGGCAGGGAUCGCGUUGAUCCUAAACCUUGGGCAAAUCUUUUUAGGGGAAUCCGUGAAUCAUAAAAGGUUUCUCUUCACAAAACCAUCGCUGAAACCGCCCCUGGCAAUACAACAGCCGACUUACAAAGCCGCUGUGUACAACCACAAACUGGUGUCCCCAGGCAACGUGAAGUCCAGGACAGAAGCUCUGGCGGUGAUGAACAAAAACUUGGACAUCUACGAGAAGCAAGCUGCUAAGGCAGGAUCACAGGGCGUCGACAUCUUGGUGUUUCCUGAAGAUGGGUUGUAUGGUGGGGCAAUCUCGAAAAGGAUAAAUAUGUACCUGUUCCUAGAAUCGGUUCCAGAUCCAAAGGAGGUCAUUUGGAACCCUUGCGUUGAGAAGAACCGGUUUGCCAACACCGAGGUUCAGCAUCGGUUGAGUUGUAUGGCCAGAAAAAACUCGCUGUACAUCGUGGCCAAUAUGGGAGAUGUUCACCACUGUAGUAGAGCCUCGGAUACAUCAUGUCCUCGAGAUGGUCGAUACCAGUACAACACAGACGUCGUCUUCAACCCACACGGUACCUUGAUCGUCCGCUACCACAAACUAAACUUGUUCUUUGAAACCGACUUCGAUUACCCUCCUAAAGCCGAACUGGCAACCUUCGAUACACCCUUUGGUCGUUUCGCCGUUUUCACUUGCUUUGACAGUCUGUUUCACGACCCGUCCAUUGAGGUUAUCGAAGAUUACAAUGUAGACUCGGUAGCAUUUCCAACCCUGUGGACAGAGACACCGCCGUUUCUCUACGCUGUCCAAUGGCAGUCCGCCUUUUCGGUGGGCAUGAAGGUCAACUUACUGGCAGCCAAUCACAACAAUGCUGGUGGGAGCGGCAUCUACACACCGACAGGUGUCGCUACAUACGCUGGUAACUAUCAACCGGCUCAACUACUCAUCGCCACGAUUCAUUCCAGGCCAAAUGUUUUCCCGUCGCCGCAGCCGAAACCCACAAUCAGUGCAACACAGUCGACCGGUGUGUACGCAUCAUUGGCUUUUGGAGAUAACUACAAGUUUGUAAAUCUGAGGGAGGGCAGCUCUUCGGCCACAGUCUGUAAUGGCAGACUCUGUUGUCAGGCUAACUACUCCUUUACACAACACGGCGGUGAUAUGUUUGCCUUGGGAGCGUUUUCUGGAGUACACACGACGAUUGCUCGAGCGGGUUUGCAGGUGUGUGUGGUGAUGAAGUGCGUUGGCUGGGGCACACCAUCCUUACCCUGCGGCCAAACCCCGCAUUCGUCAGCUUCCACAUUCAGUCGCCUAGUCCUCACCGGAAACUUCACCACCAACUACGUCUUCCCGGAGGUUCUGGUUAGUUCUGGUGGGACAGAGGAGUUAGCCAGCGGCGAAUGGCAGUACUCUGACAAGGCUCUGUCCAGCGCUCAUGGUUUCUCCAAACCCCUGCUUUCUGCCGUUCUGUUUGGACGUCUCUACAGCGCAGAUUAA